This is a messenger RNA of Trichogramma pretiosum, 2877 nucleotides long. It is a transcript of the gene SamDC, whose product is annotated as S-adenosylmethionine decarboxylase proenzyme. Gene Ontology annotation, cellular component: cytosol. The transcript is spliced from 6 exons. The coding region runs from base 1622 to 2851 and encodes 409 amino acids. Lineage: Eukaryota; Metazoa; Arthropoda; Insecta; Hymenoptera; Trichogrammatidae. Gene Ontology annotation, molecular function: adenosylmethionine decarboxylase activity. The record is from RefSeq and is a predicted model, not a curated record. Gene Ontology annotation, biological process: spermidine biosynthetic process; spermine biosynthetic process.
GCAGUCCGCGAGUAUACAGUCGGGUCAGGACUCAGCGGAUCUCACGUCGGCGCACACGAGACACAUACAUUUGUCUCUUUUAACGUGUGUCUGUGCCGAGCGAGAGACUUCCCUAUCCCUACUUGCUUUUUUGGAGCUGCUGCUGAAAAUCUGCAGCUGCGCUUGACGACUCUCUCUCUCUCUCUCUCUCUCUCUCUCUCUCUCUCUAGUCUCUGCGGUCUGCUCCGCGCCGCGGCGGAGGCACACAGCAGCAGCAGCAGCGAAGUUUUUCGUAUUGUCUCUCUCUCGCGGAGGAGAGACUCUGCUCGUCGAGCUCCACCGCUCGCAGCUCGCGAGUCGCUGCGUCAGUUGAGCAGUAGCUGCCCGCGCAGUUGUAACUCAGUCUCUCGGCCCCCGCGCGCGCGCACGCGAUAUACAUACAUAUAAUAACAUAGAAGUUCUGCGUGUAGAAAAAAAAACAAACGAGAAACAAAACAAAAAAGUAAUAUAAAAAUACGAAAAAAAAGUUUUAAGAAAAGCACGGAUUAUUCGAGCGAUUGGUCUUUGGUUUUUUUCAUCUCUACCUCGACUCCGAAUUUCGUCAUAUUACACUUGCCGAUUCGAUCGAUUGACGGGGUGAUCUUCGUUAAUUUCCCAAAUAUCGAUCGUCGUAGAAUUUAAUUGUUCUCGACGCGUUUGUCUCGCGAGUAAGUGGCGUGCCAUUGUCGCCGCGUGAUAAUCGAUUGUCGUAACUCGAUCCAAAUUAUCCCCUUUUGCAUAUCGCACCUUUUUACGCACACAGUCACGUUACUGAGUACGGAGCCGUUGCAGGGGCACGCAGGGAGACAUAGACGCACAUAUACAUAGAGAAAGAGAGAGAAGGCGUGCAGCAGCAGCAUUUAUAGAAGAAGUGUGCAAACGAUAAGUAUACACUUACACGCAGAAAGAUUCGUGCAAAUGCGUGCGUAGAAAGGUCGAUGCGUUGCUCGUCUACUGGGAAAGAUAAACGUCGCCAAGUGUCAAAAGGUACUGCUACUACUACUACUACUACUACUACUACUACGUUGAUUCGGCAGCAGCAGCAGACGACUCCCCGCUUGUUCGAAUACACACACCAACAGCUUACAAUAUACACCUAAAGGCAGACGAGUCUCGACGAGCUUUCUUGCAUUCCCUUUUCACUGUUUCUUUCAUGCUCUUCUAUAUAUAGUAUCAAAAAAAAAAAAAAAAACAUCUACGCACGUGCGUUUUUGUCCAGUUCGACGAUACUCAACGAGGAACAAAAAGUUUCGAACGUCUCUGAAAAUACCAACAUCUCUCUCCCUCGAACGGAUAGAGAAUCGCAUAUAAAGAGGGCCGCAAGUGCCGUGGUGCCACCGAGAAGUGUGUAUCGUAUUUUGUGCUCCGAGUGCGAGGGUUGCUGCGCUAUUAUUAUAUAUAUACACACCACUUCGAGACGGGAAGAGGGGAGAGAAAAUAAAGUGCCGUCUGCUGCAGCACAGUACACGUCGGUGUCGUCCCUCCGCAGUUCGGACAUACAGAGGUAAACAAAUACAAUUGAAAUCCUCGCUACUGCUGGAUUUACGCUGUUUGAAUUAGAGAGAGAAGAAAAGUAAAGAAUUAAAGAAAGAAAAGAAAAAUAAUGAUGUCGAUGGAAGAGGAGGGCAAUAAAAAAAAGCUGGAGCAACAGCAGCAGGGCAGCGACAGCGACGUGGAGGCCGGCGCCGAAAUCAUGAGCGUGCAAUUCUUCGAGGGUGUGGAAAAGCUCCUGGAGAUCUGGUUCUCCACCAACGUCAACAACAAUCACAACAAGAAAGAGACGUCGCAGCAGCAGCAGCAACAGCAAAAAUUGGAGAUCGAGUCUAAACACGAUUUGCGGAUAAUACCCAGGCAAAAAUGGGAAUCGCUGCUGAAAAUAGUGCGCUGCGAAAUCAUCAGCUUUUGCAGAAACGACUCGGUCGACGCUUACGUGCUGAGCGAGAGCAGCAUGUUCGUCUCGAAGCGUCGGCUGAUUCUGAAGACGUGCGGCACCACGACGCCGCUCCAGUGCCUGGAGCCCCUCUUGGAUCUGGUCGAGAGCUACACCGGAUUCGACAAAGUCGAGAACUUGUUUUACUCGAGGAAGAAUUACAAACGACCGGAGCUGCAGAUAGCCCCUCAUCGAGCUUUCGAGGAGGAAGUCACUCUGUUGGACACGUUCUUCCCUGAUGGCGAGGCCUACUGUCUCGGCUCGGAGGAGAGCGAGUGCUGGUACCUCUACACCCUGAAUCGCGAGGCGCCGUCGUCCACACCCCAAUCCACUGGACAGCAAGAAUCCACCGACGAUGCACCACCGACCACGACUACGACCACUAUGACGAACGAACGCGAGCCCGAUCAGACGCUCGAGAUCAUGAUGACGCAGCUCGAUCCCAAGGUGAUGAGCAUAUUCACGCGGCACGUCUGCUCGUCGGCCGAGGAGGCCACCCGCAAGUCCGGCAUCGAUCAGCUGCUGCCCAACAUGCUCAUCGACGACUUUCUCUUCGAGCCCUGCGGCUACUCCAUGAACGGCGUGUCGAAAAACGGCAGCUACAUGACGAUCCACAUCACGCCCGAGCCGGACUUCUCCUACGUCUCGUUCGAGAGCAACGUCGCGGCCGCCUCGUACGGCGACGUGAUCGAGCGCGUCCUGCGCUGCUUCAAGCCCGGCAAAUUCGUCGUCUCGAUCUUCGCCAACAAGCAGUCGGUGGCCGCGGAGGGUCCGCGCGAGCUCGAGCAGUCGGACGACUGCCUUGGCGGGCUGAGGCGCGACUACGUGCGCGACGACGCGCAGUACUGUCGCUUCAAGAACUACGACCUCAGCUGCGCCUUCUACUCGAAAUUUCCGAGCUGAGGGUUCCAGGGCGCCUCGACCGCGCU